Messenger RNA from Cavia porcellus (domestic guinea pig), 549 nucleotides. It is a transcript of the gene Ndufa7, whose product is annotated as NADH:ubiquinone oxidoreductase subunit A7. Gene Ontology annotation, cellular component: mitochondrial inner membrane. Bases 87 to 428 code for a protein of 113 amino acids. Lineage: Eukaryota; Metazoa; Chordata; Mammalia; Rodentia; Caviidae. Gene Ontology annotation, biological process: ATP synthesis coupled electron transport; mitochondrial electron transport, NADH to ubiquinone. The record is from RefSeq and is a predicted model, not a curated record. The transcript is spliced from 4 exons.
CUAAAAUUCUCGCGAGAUCGCUUCUCGGGCUUCCCAGAAGGCUCUGCGAUACUGGCGUCACCGGCGCCCUUCAGCGCUGAGCAAACAUGGCGUCUGCCACUCGUAUUAUCCAGAAGCUGCGGAAUUGGGCUUCCGGGCAAGACCUUCAGGCGAAGCUGCAGCUGCGCUACCAGGAGAUCGCCAAGCGGACACAGCCUCCUCCCAAGCUCCCCGUGGGCCCCAGCCACAAGCUGUCCAGCAAUUACUACUGCACUCGAGACGGCCGCCGGGAAGCCGUGCCCCCCUUAGUCGUUAUGUCCUCACAGAAGGCGCUGGCAGCAGGCAAGAUGGCAGACAGUUCAGCCGUGGCGGCCACUGAGAAGAAGGCCGUGACUCCUGCGCCUCCUUUGAAGAAGUGGGAGCUGUCCCGGGACCAGCCUUACCUGUGACACCGUGUGCUGGUCACCUGACCACGUCACCACAGCCACCCAAUUGCUUUUCCUCCUUGGCUUCCCUCUGGGGAGAAUGUGACCUAAUUGAUGACAAAUACACAGAACUCCACCACUUCCA